GCGCAGGGGGGCGCGCCGCCUCUGCCCCGCGGCGAGGGUGUCUAUGGAGAGGCGGCAGCCGCGGCGGCUGAGGCGGAGGCCGCGGCCAUGGCUCCCUUCCCCGAAGAGGUGGACGUCUUCACCGCCCCGCACUGGCGGAUGAAGCAGCUGGUGGGGCGCUACUGCGACAAGCUUUCAAAAACCAACUUUUCCAACAACAACGAUUUCCGGGCUCUUCUGCAGUCUCUGUAUGCCACUUUUAAGGAGUUCAAAAUGCACGAGCAGAUCGAAAAUGAAUACAUUAUCGGCUUGCUUCAGCAGCGCAGUCAGACCACUUACAAUGUGCAUUCUGACAAUAAACUCUCGGAGAUGCUCAGCCUCUUUGAAAAGGGACUGAAGAAUGUCAAGAAUGAAUAUGAGCAGUUGAAUUACGCAAAGCAGCUGAAAGAGAGAUUGGAGGCUUUUACACGAGAUUUUCUUCCUCACAUGAAAGAAGAGGAGGAGGUUUUUCAGCCCAUGUUAAUGGAAUAUUUUACCUAUGAAGAGCUUAAGGAUAUUAAAAAGAAAGUGAUCGCGCAGCACUGCUCUCAGAAGGACCCUGCGGAACUCCUGAGAGGUCUUAGUCUGUGGAAUCAAGCUGAAGAGCGGCAGAAAUUUUUCAAAUAUUCUGUGGAUGAAAAGUCAGACAAAGAAGCGGAAGUAUCCGAGCAGUCCACAGGUAUAACUCACCUUCCUCCCGAGGUAAUGCUGUUGAUUUUCAGUUAUCUCAGUCCUCAGGAGUUAUGUCGCUGCAGCCAAGUAAGCACCAAGUGGUCUCAGCUGGCAAAGACCGGGUCACUUUGGAAACAUCUUUAUCCUGUUCACUGGGCCAGAGGUGACUGGUACUGUGGUCCUGCAGCUGAACUCGAUACUGAACCCGAUGAGGAAUGGGUGAAAAAUAGAAAAGAUGAAAGUCGCGCUUUUCAGGAAUGGGAUGAAGAUGCCGACAUAGAUGAAUCUGAAGAGUCUGCAGAAGAAUCGAUUGCUAUCAGCAUCGCACAAAUGGAAAAGCGUUUACUUCAUGGCUUAAUUCACAACGUUCUACCAUAUGUCGGCACUUCUGUAAAAACUUUAGUGUUAGCAUACAGUUCUGCAGCUUCCAGCAAAAUGGUGAGACAGAUUUUAGAGCUUUGUCCUAACCUGGAGCAUCUGGAUCUUACCCAGACUGACAUUUCGGAUUCUGCAUUUGACAGCUGGUCUUGGCUCGGUUGCUGCCAGAGUCUUCGGCAUCUUGAUCUGUCCGGCUGUGAGAAAAUCACGGAUGUGGCCCUGGAGAAGAUUUCCCGAGCCCUCGGGAUGCUGACAUCUCACGAGAGUGGCCUUGUGCAGACGUGUACAAGCAAAGUGGCCGCCACCAUGUGGAAAAACGAAGGCGUCGCCGAGCCGCCCACAGGCUACGCCCAUCCGCAGGACCUGACCAGCAGCAGUGGCGUCAGAGAAGAAAUAGAUAACGGCCACCCCUGGGCGAAGCCCUUCCCUGCGGAAGAGUUCACCUCCCCGUCCGUGUGGAUGCUAGACGCCGACGACUUGGCCGACAUCGAAGAUGCCGUGGAGUGGAGACGCAGACACGUGGAGAGUCUGUGUGUGCUGGGAACGGCGCCCGACUUGGGCUGCCCUUCCCCCGCUUGCUACUACAGCAAGGAUCUCGCCGGACUAAGGACUAGCGUCUGCUGGCAGCAGCACUGUGCCUCCCCCGCCUUGGCGUACUGCGGACAUUCAUUUUGCUGUAUGGGAACAGCUCUGAGAACUGUGGCAGCGCUCCCAGGGCCCUCUGCAUUACGCGGAAAAGCGUCAAGGGCGGGACUGCCGAGGGACGAGGACUUGGUUUCCUCUGGGAGUGAGCCGUCUGACCAAGAGACGGGCCGUGUCCUUCUGUUUCUCAGUCUGUCUGGAUGCUAUCAGAUCACAGACCACGGUCUCAGGCUGCUGGCUCUGGGCGGAGGGCUGCCGUGUCUGGAGCACCUGAACCUCUCCGGCUGCCUCACCGUCACGGGCGCCGGACUGCAGGAUCUGGUCGCAGCGUGUCCUUCCCUAAACGACGAACACUUCUACUACUGCGACAACAUUAACGGUCCUCACGCCGACACGGCCAGUGGAUGCCAGAAUUUGCAGUGUGGUUUUCGAGCCUGCUGCCGCUCUGGCGAGUGACCCCUGACUUGUGACCUUUGUCUACUUCACUAGCUGAGCAGGCUUCCUUUCAUGCACUUUACUCACCAGCACACUGUCUGUGUUCACCACCCCUUUCUGAGAGUGACUCGUUUGGGCCCCGUCUCUGCCAGCCUCGGAAAUCUCAACUCACCCAUGAAUUGUCUACAGUGCUGGUGUUCUUGCAAACCAUCUGUCUGUUCUAGAAAGGAGGAUAGUUCUUUCUGUAAGGGUGGAGGCUAGGGGGCAUUCCUGUCAGAUUUCCUUUAAACUAGAUGCUUUGGAAAGGAUGUCACUAAUGACACACCACUGAAAGUAUUCUUAAGAUCAUGUGGGUUUGGAAGCCAGUGGUGGUUCUUGGUCCCCUGCAUCUUAUAAAGCACUGUAGGUCUUGUAGACAUACAUUGUUGGAGUUUUAUUCCCAAAGACUGCACAUUUUGGAAACCAAUAUAUAUUUCUUUUCUAUACUGUUUUCUUUAUUUGAACAGUUUUCAGAGGGCCAGUGCAAACAUACCCACAUCUGAAAGUCCUUAAGAUUAGAGAGUAAUUUGGCUACUUGGAGUCAGCUCAGUGAGCCAACACAGCCCCUGAGCAUCUGUUUAAUUUCAUCAGACACACACCCCCGGCACCCCCCCCUCACUUCCCACCACUGUUCUUAAAUGGUCAACUCUGGGGGGGAUUUUUAAAAAUUAUACAAUCAUUUGAAAAAAAAUGUAUAAAUAAAAUCUAAUUUGAGGACUUUACCAAGUGA
Erinaceus europaeus (western European hedgehog) is the source of this 2914-nucleotide messenger RNA. RefSeq names its product F-box and leucine rich repeat protein 5 (gene FBXL5). The coding region runs from base 88 to 2166 and encodes 692 amino acids. Gene Ontology annotation, molecular function: protein binding. The transcript has 11 exons. NCBI's taxonomy places the organism in Eukaryota, Metazoa, Chordata, Mammalia, Eulipotyphla, Erinaceidae. Gene Ontology annotation, biological process: intracellular iron ion homeostasis; SCF-dependent proteasomal ubiquitin-dependent protein catabolic process. Gene Ontology annotation, cellular component: SCF ubiquitin ligase complex. The record is from RefSeq and is a predicted model, not a curated record.